Molecule: messenger RNA, 354 nt
Organism: Cryphonectria parasitica EP155
Lineage: Eukaryota; Fungi; Ascomycota; Sordariomycetes; Diaporthales; Cryphonectriaceae
Exons: 3
Coding region: 1-354 (117 amino acids)
Source: RefSeq, a predicted model, not a curated record
AUGACUGUCCACAACGUCGAGACUGCCUCCCAGUUCAAGGAGAUUCUCGCCAAGAACCCGGUUGUGUUUGUUGAUUGGUUCGCGACGUGGUGCGGCCCUUGCAAGAUGAUCGCUCCUAAGAUAGCAGAGUGGUCAAACGAGUACACCGGCGUUUACUUCGUCAAGAUCGACGUCGAUGCGCUGCCCGAGCUGGCGGCUGAGCACAACGUCAAGGCCAUGCCCACCUUCCACGUCUUCAAGGACGGCAACACCACCGCCGCCGAGGAGUUUGUCAGCGCCGUCCCCCCCAAGGUCCAGGCCCUGAUCGAGAAGCACAACCCGGGCAAGAAGGAGGGCGAGGAGAAGGCCGAGUAA